AUGGAGUCAAAAGAAAAUAAGUCACCAGGUGGCAGCCAGACUAAUACUCCUACAAAAACAAGCUCUCCCAACUCUCCAAAGGAGGAUUCUGUUGGUAGAUUGACUCGUCGAUCAUCCAUUCGAACACAGGCCGAUAAGAAUCUCCCUCUUCGUAAGAUGAGCCAGGAAUUCGACGCAUUUUCUCAAAAAGUUGGUAUAACUUCCCUCGAAGAAGCAAAGCAUCAUCUUCAAAACCUUGGUCCAGUACCUACACUUCCCGAUCCCGCGGAAAUUGAAAACCGCAAACUGGUAGAGCAAGAGGAGAGCAAGAUCAUCCAAGAGGAGCACAAGUCCAUCAGACGUGAUUCCGUUAGCUUUUUGAAGCGUCGCACUUCUGAGCGCAAGACCAACCUCGCCACACCGACUUUGACAAUCACAACCGAAAGUCUUAGAAACUCCCCAAUGCUUUCUCCAGCAAUCUCUCCAAUACGCUCCCCAACACCACCUGAUUCUGCUGUGACAUGCAUGGAACUGGCAGCGCCAAUCUUGGGUUCGAGUUACACUGCGAAUAUGGUCGAUUACCCUGAUACUCUUCAAUCUAAUAGAGAGCAGACUAUUCCAGCCCGGGACACCCCCAUCACAGGGAAUACUGGACCUUUUGGCCUCCGCAACCUUGUUCUCACUCCAAUUGAGCAAGAAAAUACUACCAUCCAAGGCAAAGCAGAUGAGCAUGCUGUUAAGAAUAUUACGCCAUCUUCUAGUCCAUCAGCUACACCCGUAUUCCCCCCUCGUGUCUCUAGCAUGGCCCCACCUCCACCACAUGUUGUCGCUGGCUGGUUAGGUGACGGGUAUACUCAGAAUUACGUAACUCCAUCAACUUCGGCUGCGCAGACAAUGGGAGCACACCCUUGGCAAAAUAAAACUGCUAGCUUUACAGUUACUCCAAUCAUUUCUUUUUCUAGCCAACCGGACACUCAAAUGGAACUUGAACACAAGAAAAUCAAACCUGAUGACUUUGAUGUCGAGAGUUCUGAUGGCAUUAGCGGUGUGUCUCCGCAACAGUAA
Messenger RNA from Botrytis porri, 1044 nucleotides. RefSeq lists its product as uncharacterized. NCBI's taxonomy places the organism in Eukaryota, Fungi, Ascomycota, Leotiomycetes, Helotiales, Sclerotiniaceae. The record is from RefSeq and is a predicted model, not a curated record. The coding region runs from base 1 to 1044 and encodes 347 amino acids. The transcript is spliced from 5 exons.